AUGGUGUUAAGAGAGGAGACGUGUGGUAGGAUGGGCGGCGCGCGCGAGGCGGUGAGCAGCGCGGCGGCGAUGGCGAAGGCGCGCGCGCGCGUGGCGUCGACAGUACCGCUGGCGGAGGCCGCGCGCGUGCGCCCGCUGGCCGCGCACGCCAUGACGUUCCUGGACACAAGGCCCUGCGACAUGCGCACCGGUACAACAUCGCCCGCCCCUACACUACACUGCACUACCGACUCGUACGAGUUAACUGACACGACACCUGACAAAUACUGCGUGCAAAAAGUUGCGGGAGAGAGCGUGCUUGCUCGGCUCGUCUGCUAAACCGCAGACAUAAAAUUGUCAUUAGCCAAAGACGUCUUGUGCGGUACACUUGAACACACAUUUCUCACACAAUACAAUUUGGUUUAGUUUCCAAAGCCAUCUUGUGUACGUUCACAAAUUGUAUAAGGAGCGGCAAUACAAUGACAUGGAAUAUACGCAAGCACGGCAUACUAGCCACGACUGACGAGUUGCCACUCGCGCCUUAAACUCCUAUAAUUUCGAUAAUUUUGUAAGUGUGUGCGUGCGACGACGCAUACGCACGGGCGCGCUCACAUACAAACCAUUUUCGGUGCGUACUGCGUAUGUAUGAAGAGCACUUAGUCUUUGUACUCUGGAUUGAAUAUUGAAAUGAUUUAGAUUGUGAUUUGAUACACGUGACUCACGUCAGCGUCCCUGAUGCUGUCCCUGGAGAACGGUCAGGUGCAGGGGUGGUCGGACCACCCGGCGGGGGGCUACCAGGGCUCCUUCCAGGCGGCGCACGCGGCGGGCGACUACGUGUCCGCCCUCUCCACCGACCCUGACAACCGGUACCUUUUCACCGGGACCACCGUCGGGUACAUCAAGGUCUGGCUCAUGACCAACUACCUCACUACCGUCCAGGAACACGUGAGCAUGCCGCGGCUGCGGCUGACGUUCCCGUUCCUGUGGCGGGACCGCAUCGAGGGCCGCGCCAAGCGCCGCGUGCGGGACCAGCCGCUGCCGCUGCUGCUCAACUCGUACCGGGCCCACCUGCGCUGCAUCACCACCCUGGCGUACGUGCCGCCCCUGCAACUGCUGCUCAGCGGCAGUUCGGACUACAGCGUGCGCGUGUGGCGGCUGUCGGGCGAGUACCUGCAGACGCUGGGCAGCUUCGUGCCCUGGACCCUGGACCGGCCGCGGCUGCCGCCCGACGUGCGCAAGGUGUGGCGCGGCGGGUACGUGUCGCGGUUCGUGCCCGGGCAGACGGAGGUGGACAAGUUGCGCGACAUCACGGAGGUGGAGCUGCGCACGCGCACGUACCCGGCGGCCGCGCAGGAGCCGCUGCUGGGCGGCUACUUCCGGCUGCCCGCGCGCCCCGAGCGGCAGGACCGCGUGCGCCUCGACGACUCGCUGCAGACAAUCCCGUUGUACGCCCACCUGCGCAUGGCGUCCACUACGCCGGUCCGUCGCCCGCCCACGCCCGAGCUAGUGCGCGACACCAGGCUCCGCUCGCAACACGCGCGUAAGGCACACUUCCACCAGCCCAACCAACAGCACCCACCCGCUGAAUAA
Molecule: messenger RNA, 1569 nt
Organism: Diatraea saccharalis (sugarcane borer)
Lineage: Eukaryota; Metazoa; Arthropoda; Insecta; Lepidoptera; Crambidae
Source: the annotation of a GenBank genome assembly